Messenger RNA from Colletotrichum higginsianum IMI 349063, 852 nucleotides. Its product is annotated as Methyltransferase. Bases 1 to 852 code for a protein of 283 amino acids. Gene Ontology annotation, cellular component: nucleolus. Gene Ontology annotation, molecular function: rRNA (guanine) methyltransferase activity. The record is from RefSeq and is a predicted model, not a curated record. The transcript has 2 exons. NCBI's taxonomy places the organism in Eukaryota, Fungi, Ascomycota, Sordariomycetes, Glomerellales, Glomerellaceae. Gene Ontology annotation, biological process: rRNA (guanine-N7)-methylation.
AUGUCGCGCCCUGAGGAUACCCUCGCGGCCGACAUCCACUACAAUGACACCGAAGCCCGCAAGUACACGACGAGCUCCCGUAUCCAAAACAUUCAGGCGUCCAUGACCCGCCGCGCCCUUGAGCUUCUCGACCUCAAACACCCCUCCCUGAUCCUCGACGUCGGCUGCGGCAGCGGCCUGUCCGGCGAGAUCCUCUCCGCCGAGGGCCCGGAAGACGGCGGGCCGCACACCUGGGUUGGCAUGGAUGUCUCGCCCUCGAUGCUCGACAUCGCCCUCCAGCGUGACGUCGAGGGUGACCUGCUCCUCGCCGACAUCGGUCAGGGCGUGCCCUUCCGCGCCGGCUCCUUCGACGCCGCCAUCAGCAUCUCGGCCAUCCAGUGGCUCUGCAACGCCGAGAGCAGCGACACUUCCCCCGAGGGCCGCCUCACACGGUUCUUCAACGGACUCUACGCCUCAUUACGCAGAGGCGGCCGCGCCGUCUGCCAGUUCUACCCGAAGAACGACACCCAGCGCAACAUGAUCACCCAGGCCGCCGUCAAGGCCGGCUUCGGCGCCGGUCUCCUCGAGGACGACCCGGAAACCAAGAACGUCAAGCUCUACCUCGUCCUGACCGUCGGCGGCACCGCCGAGGGCGGCCGCGGCGGCGACAUCACCAACGUCGUCGACGGCAUGGACAAUGUCGACGUCGAGGAUGCGCGGAGGAAGGCCAACGCACAGCAGAGCGGCAAGGGCGACAUCAAGAAGGGUAGCAAGGCGUGGAUCGUCAAGAAGAAGGAGCAGAUGGAGAGGAAGGGCAAGGUCGUCAAAUCCACGUCCAAGUACACCGGACGGAAACGCAGGGUUGCCUUCUGA